This is a messenger RNA of Uranotaenia lowii, 3189 nucleotides long. RefSeq lists its product as uncharacterized. The coding region runs from base 1 to 3189 and encodes 1062 amino acids. Gene Ontology annotation, molecular function: nucleic acid binding. Gene Ontology annotation, biological process: DNA integration. The record is from RefSeq and is a predicted model, not a curated record. Lineage: Eukaryota; Metazoa; Arthropoda; Insecta; Diptera; Culicidae. The transcript has a single exon.
AUGUAUACGGAGUUUAUUCAUGAAUAUAUUCUCAUGGGUCACAUGAAAGAAGUCAGAGAGAACGACAGUCAGAAUCACAGUUGUCAGAAUAAAAAUGCAGUAUAUUAUCUUCCACAUCACGCAGUGUUGAAACCGGACAGCACAACAACGAAACUACGUGUAGUUUUUGACGCUUCGUGCCGCACCUCAACCGGCAUUUCAUUAAAUGACGGGAUGAUGGUCGGCCCAACAGUUCAGAAUGAUCUGUUGUCCAUAAUCCUACGCUUCCGUCUGCAUCGAUACGCUAUCAGUGCAGAUGUUGAGAAGAUGUAUCGAAUGGUGAUGGUACAACAACCGGAUCAACACUUGCAACGAAUUUUGUGGAGAGAUUCGCCCAACGAAAACAUCAAAACGUAUAAACUGACGACCGUGACUUAUGGAACGGCUAGCGCUCCGUACCUUUCAACGAGGUGUCUAAGAAAGCUUGGAGAAGAUAGUGCAGCUACUCAUCCGAUAGGCUCUAAGGUAAUCAUCGAAGACUUUUAUGUCGAUGAUUGCCUCACUGGUGCCGAUAGUAUUGAAGAGGCCAAAACUUUGCUAAAGGAAACUGUGUUUCUCACCGAUUCAGCAGGUUUCAACUUGCGCAAGUUUAGUUCAAACUCGUUAGAAAUUUUGCAAACUCUGCCAAAACACGUCCGAAGCAAGAACUCAGUUUUUGAGUUUGAUUCCUCAUACGGGACAGUCAAAACACUUGGAUUGCAGUGGGAUACCGCAACAGACACAUUUUGCUUCAGCUCUAUUAAAUGGCGAUCAGUAACUUCGACGCUCACCAAAAGAGUAGUGCACUCUGAUGCGGCAUGUCUGUUCGAUCCCCUUGGUUUGGUCGGUCCAGUAGUUGUACAAGCAAAAAUAUUCAUCCAACAACUUUGGAGAAUCAAAUGCGACUGGGAUGAACCUCUUGAAGAACAGUUCUGUGAGUUUUGGAUCCAAUACAAGCAAAAUUUGUUAGUUCUGGAAGGGUUAUCAGUGCCAAGAUGGGUAGGAUUCAGCAACAAAUGCCUGUCAGUCCAAUUACAUGGCUUCUGCGACGCAUCCGAACUGGCUUAUGGGGCAUGUUUAUACCUGCGUUGUGUUCAUGCGGAUGACUCUAUAGCAGUACGCCUAUUGACUGCGAAAUCCCGUGUAGCUCCACUAGAAAAUUUAAAUCUUUCGAAGCGAAAAACUACAAUUCCACGGUUAGAGCUGGCAUCUGCUCUUACACUAAGUCAUCUGUAUGAAAAAUUCAUUUCAGUCUACCCGCAUAUCAAGGAUACUUAUCUGUGGACCGACUCAAUGAUAGUGAAGCAUUGGUUGGCUUCUCAUCCCUCUCGUUGGCAAGUUUUUGUUGCUAAUCGGGUUUCAGAAAUUCAACACAUAACGAAAAAUGCGAAAUGGAAUCACGUGGCUGGUAUUGAGAACCCCGCCGAUCUCAUAUCACGUGGAGCAUCCCCUAGGCAACUGCGUGAGAACACCUUAUGGUUUGAAGGUCCGAAAUGGUUAUCCCAGCAACAAGAGUCAUGGCCGGUUGAAAAUAAUACUACGUCAGAAGAGUUUGAACCGUCUGAACUUGAAGAAAAAACAUCUACUGCACUUGUGACCCACGAAGUUGAAACUAAUGAAAUCCUUAUACGUUAUUCUUCAUUUACAAAACUUGUUCGGAUAGUUGCAUUACUCAAGAGGUUUAGGCACAACGCGCAAAAAGCAAAUCGAACAGCGAAAUUGAUUGGACAUCUCAGCCAAUUCGAGUUAUUUAAGUCUACGGAAACAGUAGUUCAUCUAUCCCAGUUAGAAAGCUUUGCUUCCGAGUUUCAGGACCUUUCCAAGCACGGCGAAGUAAAGGCAAGUUCCAAAAUUGUUGGAUUAGGUCCCUAUUUUGAUCAAGGCACUAUUCGAGCUAAAGGUCGACUUCACAACGCACAAGUAUCCGAGUCGCGUAAACAUCCGUGGAUUCUAGAUCACCACCACCCACUGUCAGAGAUGAUUGUCAGGGAGUAUCAUCUCCGUCAGUUCCACGCUGGCCAACAACUGCUGAUCUCUUCGGUGAGAGAACGUUUUUGGCCCACUAACAUGUCCAGUUUAGCUCGAAAGGUUAUUCAUUCUUGCAUUCAAUGUUUCAAAUCAAAACCAAAGAUCACAGAACAACUUAUGGGCGACCUUCCAGCCGAAAGAGUGACUGAAGCUUCUGCCUUUCUGAGAGUUGGUGUGGACUAUUGUGGUCCAUUCCUUAUCAGCUAUCCCAACCGUCGAACCACACCGGUCAAAUGUUACGUUUCGAUAUUCGUUUGCUUGGUUACUAAAGCAGUCCAUCUAGAGCUUGUAAUGGACUUAACUACACAAGCCUUCAUAGCUGCACUUAGAAGGUUCAUCAGUAGACGGUCGAAACCAGAACUUAUUAUGUGCGAUAACGCAACAACCUUUGUUGGUGCCAGUAGAGAGCUUAAGGAAUUGGUUCAGAUGUUCCAUUGUCAGAGGUUUCAAGAGUCAGUUAUUAAAGAAUCAUCAGACGAAGGAAUCGAAUUCCGAUUCAUUCCCCCGCGAACACCCAAUUUUGGAGGGCUCUGGGAGGCUCAAGUAAAAGCGUUUAAAACACAUUUUAAAAAAUCGGUUGGCUUGCGCACACUCAAUGUGGAUGAAAUGCUUACCGCACUUGCGCAAAUAGAAGCUGUUUUGAAUUCUAGACCGUUGACACCCAUGUCUAGCGAUCCCUCGGAUUUUCGUGCCCUUACCCCAGGUCAUUUUCUGGUCCAACGUCCGCUCACAUCUGCUCCCGAUCGCGAUGUAACUGAUACAUCAACCAAUAGGUUGACUAUGUGGCAAAGAGCGCAGCAGUUAUCACAACAAUUUUGGCGGAAAUGGAGGACACAGUAUCUAUCAGAUCUUCAAAACAGAACGCGGUGGACCAAGCAACGUAACAACAUCAGGGAAGGUAUGAUGGUGCUAUUGAAAGAAGACAACGUUCCUCCACUUCGAUGGCCUUUAGGCCGUAUCACUCAGGUUACACGUGGCAAUGACGGUAACAUUCGCGUAGCGACAGUGCGCACGCAAGACGGAUCGUUUAAUCGGGGAAUCUCGAAAAUCUGUGUCCUACCCAUCAGAGACAACGAGACUGAUACAACAUCUCCCAACACUAUGCAUAACACAGAUUUGAAUCCAAUUCAAUCCACACAAUAA